Molecule: messenger RNA, 189 nt
Organism: Puccinia triticina
Lineage: Eukaryota; Fungi; Basidiomycota; Pucciniomycetes; Pucciniales; Pucciniaceae
Exons: 3
Coding region: 1-189 (62 amino acids)
Source: RefSeq, a predicted model, not a curated record
AUGUUCUCUCAUAAAUUGAUCUUCGUUGCCGCAAUCAUUUUAAUGACCGCAAAGAACACCGAGUCAGCCAGCAUGGGGCCAGAGUGUGCUCAAUAUGCUGCAGACCAGAAUCAAUGUAACAAAGCAAUUGACAAGAUCAAAAUAGACGGCGAAAAACUUCCAUCGACUGAAACUGAACUAUAUGAUUGA